This is a messenger RNA of Neomonachus schauinslandi (Hawaiian monk seal), 3794 nucleotides long. It is a transcript of the gene SLCO2A1, whose product is annotated as solute carrier organic anion transporter family member 2A1. NCBI's taxonomy places the organism in Eukaryota, Metazoa, Chordata, Mammalia, Carnivora, Phocidae. Gene Ontology annotation, biological process: sodium-independent organic anion transport; prostaglandin transport; transmembrane transport. The transcript is spliced from 14 exons. The record is from RefSeq and is a predicted model, not a curated record. Gene Ontology annotation, cellular component: membrane. Gene Ontology annotation, molecular function: prostaglandin transmembrane transporter activity; protein binding. Bases 1 to 1935 code for a protein of 644 amino acids.
AUGGGGCUCUGGCCCGAGCCCGGCGCGCCCCGGGGCAGCGACGCCUCUUCCGGCCGAGCUGGCCGCUGUCCCCGCUCUGUCUUCAGCAACAUUAAGGUGUUCGUGCUCUGCCACGGCCUCCUGCAGCUCUGUCAGCUCCUGUACAGCGCCUACUUCAAGAGCAGCCUCACCACCAUCGAGAAGCGCUUUGGCCUCUCCAGUUCCUCCUCGGGUCUCAUUUCCAGCCUGAAUGAGAUCAGCAACGCCAUCCUCAUCAUCUUUGUCAGCUACUUUGGGAGCCGGGUGCACCGUCCACGGCUGAUUGGCAUUGGGGGUCUGCUCCUGGCUUCGGGUGCCUUCGUCCUCACCCUCCCACACUUCCUCUCAGAGCCUUACCAGUACACCGUGGCCAGCAUUGGGAACAACAGCUUCUUCCAAGCUGAGCUCUGUCAGAAGCACUGGCAGGACCUGCCCCCCAGCAAGUGCCACAGCAGCACCCAGGACUCCCAGAAGGAGACCAGCAGUAUGUGGGCUCUCAUGGUGGUCGCCCAGCUGCUGGCAGGCGUUGGGACGGUGCCCAUUCAGCCGUUUGGAAUCUCCUAUGUGGACGACUUCUCUGAGCCCAACAACUCACCCCUGUACAUCUCCAUCUUAUUUGCCAUCUCUGUAUUCGGACCGGCCUUCGGGUACCUGCUGGGCUCCGUCAUGCUGCAGAUCUUCGUGGACUAUGGCAGAGUGGACACAGCUGCCGUUAACCUGAGCCCUGGAGACCCCCGGUGGAUUGGAGCCUGGUGGCUGGGCCUGCUCGUCUCCUCAGCGUCCUUGGUUCUCACCUCUUUCCCCUUUUUUUUCUUUCCUCGAACAAUGCUCAGGGAAGCGGAGAGGUCUCCAGCCAUAGUGGAUGAGGCAAGGAAGAUGGACGAGGUCAAGCCAAGAAGCUCCCUGGUGGAUUUCAUUAAACGCUUUCCCCGCAUCUUCCUGAGGCUGCUGAUGAACCCACUCUUCAUGCUGGUGGUCCUGGCCCAGUGCACCUUCUCCUCUGUCAUUGCUGGCCUCUCCACAUUCCUCAACAAGUUCCUGGAGAAGCAGUAUGGUGCCUCCGCAGCCUAUGCCAACUUCCUCAUUGGUGCUGUGAACCUUCCUGCCGCAGCAUUGGGGAUGCUGUUUGGAGGAAUCCUCAUGAAGCGUUUUGUUUUCUCUCUGCAAACCAUUCCCCGCGUGGCUGCCACCAUCAUCACCAUCUCCAUGGUCCUUUGCGCCCCUCUCUUCUUCAUGGGAUGCUCCACCCCCACUGUAGCGGAGGUCUAUCCCCCCAGGACAUCAAGUUCUAUACAUCCGCAGCUUCCUGCCUGCCGCAGGCACUGCCUGUGCCCAGACUCCAUCUUCCACCCGGUGUGCGGAGACAAUGGAGUGGAGUACCUCUCGCCCUGCCAUGCUGGCUGCAGCGACGUCAACAUCAGCUCUGUGGCCUCCAAGCAGCUGACGUAUCUGAACUGCAGCUGUGUGACCGGGGCGUCCACUUCAGCCAAGUCGGGAUCGUGCCCCAUUCCCUGCGCCCACUUCCUGCUGCCGGCCAUCUUCCUCAUCUCCUUCGUGGCCCUCAUAGCCUGCAUCUCUCACAACCCGCUCUACAUGAUGGUUCUGCGUGUGGUGAACCAGGAAGAAAAGUCAUUUGCCAUCGGGGUGCAGUUCUUGCUGAUGCGCCUGCUGGCCUGGCUGCCAUCUCCAGCCCUCUACGGCCUCACCAUCGACUACUCCUGCAUCAGGUGGAGCUUGCAGUGCUCGGGGAGGCGUGGGGCCUGUGCCUACUAUGACAAUGACGCUCUCCGAGACAGGUACCUGGGCCUGCAGGUGGGCUACAAGGCGCUGGGUGCACUGCUGCUCUUGUUCGUCAGCUGGCGGGUGAAGAAGAACAAGGAGUACAACGUGCAGGAGAAGGCUGCGGGCCUCAUCUGACCCCUGACCCUCGGCCCAGCCACUGCCCUGUUCCAGAAAGUGGACCCUGCCCUCCACACCUGCCUGUAUUUACUAAUGUUAACACAUCAUUUCCGUUUUGUUUUCUAAAUAAGAGAAAACCCCAGUCACCAUUUGCCCUCCCUGCCUCCACGCCCCCACCCCAGGAUUCCUUAGGUCCGCUGUGUACCUGAACUGGAUGGGCACUGAGCUGGAGGACCAGGUCUUUCCUGGCUCCUUUCAAGGCACCUGUGUGUGCCCAAGCUUUCCUCAGUGCUGGAUCCCCCAGCAAGGAUGCCCACUGAGGCAGCCCCUGCUCCCCCACCCCAGCCUUGUGGGUGGGGCUGGUUUCCUACGUGGAGAGAGCAAAGCGUUAUCUUCCCAGAGGAAGGAGGGAGAGGGCUGGGUUAUGAUUAAUGGCCAGAGGCAGGCUAGGGGAGGGAGAGCCUGGCUGUAGCCUUCUUUGUGUCUUGGUUCAGCAUCAGCACAGAACUCAGGAGGGACUGGCCUCCUUCCCCUCAGAUCUUUGCUUCCUGCCCCAAAAGGCCAUUUUGGAAGCUGCCAUGUUGGGAAGUAUGGCCAGCCGGUCCCCUCUCAGUUACCCCACACUCAGGCACCAGAGCAGAGACCAAGACACCAUGAGGUGGGUCAUCCAGAUGCUGUUCCUGUUAACUCUAGAUCCUUCUGUGCUGAGAAAGCCACACCAUGGUGAAGACCCAAGGAGGGCCAUGAAGUGGUCAGUAGCCCAACCUCCCACACCCUCUAUGUGAGGAUGAGACCACUGAACUCAGAGUGACGGGAAGACCCGCCCUGAGUUUCCUUGGGAGCAGAUGAGGUGGCCGCACGUGGGCUACCCUGUCUGGACCUCACCCUGUGUGCCAAAGAGUAAAGACAGGCAGUCCAAGAUGUCAGCAGAGCAAGCAAUGAAGCUGGGGGAGGGGUGGGGGCGGGUGUCAGGGUCUGCCAAGCUGGAUGGUAAACCCAUGAAAUAGAGGCCAGGGUGGUCCGCUUCCCUGGCUCCAGACACUCCUAUGUUCAACAUGUUCUCAGCCUCUCCUCACUGCCCCUCUGGGGGCCUGGGUUGAGCGGCCCCCCUGCUGUGUGGUAAAGGUUCAGAGUUGGCUGUCCACAAAGGAGGCCUUUCAUCAACAAGUAUUAUAUUUAUUGCAGACCAGCUUUGUGCAAGGCAGUGCUAGUACAUGGCUCUCCAGCGAGCUCUCCUAGGCUCUCCCCUCCCCGCCCCCCAUCCACACCGGGCCUUCUCCUAGAGUGUGCUGGGGACAGCGGCAGGGGUGACACAGCAUGAACCCAGAGACUGUCAACAGGACCUUGACCAUCUAUGUCCCACCAGAUGGCCCCUGCACCUAGCCCUUUGCCAGACAGAGACCUGGCUCACCGUGUCCUCUGGAGCAGCUGGGAACUGGUUAUUGCCACACAUGGCUCUCUUGAGCGCCAUACCUCUCGGAAGAACCCUCCAGAAGCAUACCAGAAGCCAUCUCUGGAAAGGGCUCAUAUGGUGGUAAGCCAAAAAAUGUAUGUCAGUGGCCAAACCGCCAGGAGACUGAAGUUUUUGUGAAAGCCACUGCUACACGUGGCCUUUUUUCCAAAGAUCUCACUCAGGAAGGGAGGCUCCAUGCAACCUCAGGGGCUAGUUUCAGCAUUUUAAGAUGGUUCCGCUUGGAAAAUGAUUCCCUGCAACUAAUCCUGGUCCUUCUCUCUGUGAUUUAACCAAAUUCUGAAGGCACUGCCUUCAGCUGAGCUCACGAACAAUGAAUGCCAACCUGCAGAUUCUGGAAGAUUGGUUGCCCUCCCAAGGCUUUAUUCUAUUAUGAUAUUGCUAUUAAUAUAUUAUAAUUUUGCUA